Messenger RNA from Austrofundulus limnaeus, 1857 nucleotides. It is a transcript of the gene pstpip2, whose product is annotated as proline-serine-threonine phosphatase interacting protein 2. The transcript has 14 exons. NCBI's taxonomy places the organism in Eukaryota, Metazoa, Chordata, Actinopteri, Cyprinodontiformes, Rivulidae. Gene Ontology annotation, biological process: actin filament polymerization. Bases 52 to 1062 code for a protein of 336 amino acids. The record is from RefSeq and is a predicted model, not a curated record. Gene Ontology annotation, molecular function: actin filament binding. Gene Ontology annotation, cellular component: plasma membrane; cytoplasm; actin filament.
GAUCCAAAGCCAUUAAAAACUUGCUGCUUCACCGCCUUCUCUGAUUCGGUUAUGAAAAACCUACAUUUUAAAGAUUUCUUCUGGAACUCUGAUUUGACCUCCACUGCUGGCUAUGAUGCCAUCAUCCUGUAUCUCAACGACGGCAAAAGGACAUGCAAGGAGGUGGAGGACUUCAUGAAAGCCAGGGCUUCAAUUGAAGAGAAGUACGCCAAGGAUCUGCUCAGUUUGUCCAAGAAGGUCUGUGGACACAACGAAAUGAACACAUUAAAGAGAUCUCUGGAUAUGUUUAAAUUACAGACUGAACAAGUCAGUCUGACACACUUGCAGCUGGCACACAGCAUGAGGGAGGAGGCCAAGAAGCUGGAAGAGUUUAAAGAAAAGCAGAAAGAAGUGAGGAAAAAGAUAGAACAACAGAUGGAUGUGCUCCACAAACAGAAGUACUCACAGUACAAGAAGACGAUGGACUCCAAGAAGACGUACGAGCAAAAAUGUCGAGACAAGGAAGAAGCAGAUCAGAACCUGAACCGGAACACCAACCUUAGCAACACCAAGCAGUUGGAGAGGCUCCAGUCAAAAGCACAACAGGCCAAACAGAAUGCAGAAGAAGCAGACAAGUUAUACCAGCAGAAUGUAACCACACUGGCAAAGAUCAGAGAUGACUGGCUGAAGGAUCACAUCAAUGCCUGUGAGUUCUUUGAAAACCAGUCAGUAGAGCGUAUCAACAUUGUAAGAAACACAAUCUGGACUCAUCUUAACCAGCUCUCUCAGCAGUGUGUCACCAGUGACGAGCUCUAUGAGGAAGUGAGGAAGUCACUGGAACAAUGUGACAUCCAGGAAGAUAUCGAACACUUUGUAAACCUCAGACGAACCGGAGAUAAGCCACCAGUUUCAGUUCUGUAUGAGAACUUCUACAGCGGUCAGAAGUCGCCCACUGGAACAGCGCCAUCACGGCCCCUGCCAUCACCUGCCGUCAGGAGAGGACCGUUACCGAACCCGACCCAUAACAAUGAGCCAACCUACUCAACGGUGAAGGACACAGGCUACAGUUUGGUCCAUUACUAACUUUCAGAUUCACGUAUCAUUUCCUCUGCGAGUUCCUGGAGCCUACACAAACCCUGUUACCAGAUGAGACAUCAGUUUCAUAAUAAAUGUUUUGACUUUUGUGAUCUAAACAUAUCAGCUAAUUAUAAAGGUUUAUCAAAUUUAAUUUUUAAGGUUUUCGUGUGAACUGUAUAAAAGAUAAACAACUCAAGGUGUAACGUUUUGUGCUUUAUUUAGUUGAAUCCGUUGCAGAUCAGAGCAAAAACAAAACGAUGCGUUUGAUCAGCUUUGUUCACGGUUCGCGUUUAGAGAGAUUACUACAGUGAGACUUGCCGUGCAGAGCUCCUUUCCCCCUCAGUAUACUGUAACUCCAUCAGAAAUUAUCUCCUUUGUAUGUAUUUUUUCAGCUUAUCAAUGUUUAACCCAGAGUCACAAAGUAACGUGCCACUUGUUUUCAUUUCCUCUGAGAUGUGAAAGCAUCUCACCACUGACUGUUCAAAAGUUUCAAUAAAAAUCCUGAUUAAAGCUCCUUUGUUUAAAACCUAUAACCUUUUACUUGUUCAAUGAGUUAAAUAUACACUUACAUCCAUUAUUAUACACUCUACAGACAUUUAAUUAAAACUUCAGCAUCAGUUUAGCUUCAGUGAAACAGUUUGUUAAUAAUACUUAUAUAUAUAAAUGAGACAAAAAUAAGUAUUUUAAAUGCACUUUCAGACUCGGACAUUUUCGGCUCCAACUUUUAAUACAGCAGGUAAAAUAAGUAUUGAACACGUCAACAUUUUUUCUCAGUAAAUAUACAGUAUUACUAGAGGUGCU